Molecule: messenger RNA, 543 nt
Organism: Cantharellus anzutake
Lineage: Eukaryota; Fungi; Basidiomycota; Agaricomycetes; Cantharellales; Hydnaceae
Exons: 2
Coding region: 244-543 (99 amino acids)
Source: RefSeq, a predicted model, not a curated record
CCAGCUGAAAAAAAGAACACAGCCGUAGGUUCGCCUGAUCUUGUUGGGAUAGCUAGCUGGGGUCGACCAGUUGAUUCUGCAUAAAUGGGGCCAUGGAAUCUGCCGCAGGGCUUUCCAUUAGGCGCGCCAUGGAACAAACUGCGCCUCGUGGCGAUCGCAUGGCUGUGAACUACGCAGCCCUCGCCUGUCCUCAGUUGCGCGUCAAAUCUCUCCUCCCCAUCCAUCAAUCCGCCCGUUACCAUCAUGUCGCUGAGGCCAAAGGCCCGUGCUCUCCUUGCCGCGGGAGGUGAUGUGGCAGUCCCAGUUUUCACCGCCGUUCGUGCUACGUCCAAUGUGCUCCCUCCCUUAUAUGCUGCCGCCGGGGGCGCAGUCUUUAUCAUCGAGGAGGUCAAAAAGUCCAAUGAGAAUAAGGAAGAAUGGGAGUGUUUUGGAAAUUAUAUCGCUAACGCCGUAGCCAGGGUAGCAGCAGCCAUGGAUUCAUAUGAUGCGUCCAGCGAAGAGGUCAAGCCAUGGGUGGAAAACAUCACGAAACUGGACAAGUAA